GCUCAGAUCGUGAUCUACUACUGGAAUAUUUGUAAAAAAAAUUUGUCGUUAUUUUUCGUUUUCUAAGUACAUGAUUUAACAAUAUCUGGGGCAUUUUCAUUAGGCACCACUUCAUUCCUGGCAUUUAUUGUCCCUCUUUUGGCCUCCGAAUUGGAUCGGAAUCGGACAUCUUCAGUCGUGAAAGACUUUAAAAAAUUCGAUGUGAAACUCUUGGCUUCUUCGAUAAAAAAGACCAAAGACACGACGACCAUGUCGGACAUCACUACCGUUCGUCUGUUGGCCCCCUACCCUGCCAAAGGGGAUCAACAUUUCAUCCACGCGGCCGGGGGUUCCUGUACUACAGGAACUACUACAGCUACUACCCCACAACCACCUGCGGGAGAUGAAAACAGAAAGUUCAACAAGGACCACGUGGAAGUUCUGACUUCCUACUCCUUAACCGGCGCUGUGGUCCUCGACGGUACAAAAUCGACUUCCCUCACCGGUUUAUCCUCGAGUGCCAACGUCGUUUCUCUGCUGCGGGAGCGUUUAAUCGCCGAAAACGCGGUGCCCUUGCUCGGGAACGAAGAGAUUACAGUGAAGAACAACGGUAUGGAGAGAAACAAGUUUGUCACAGUCACUAACUUGCAGGUUUUGCAGUACAAAUUUUUUCAGCAUCACAAACUUUCCUUGUGUUGCAGAAACACUAGGGAAAUCCCUAAUGAAGUUUGGCUGUGAUGCAUUUUUACGCAUGACAAACAAUUUUGUAUUGCAAGAAUGCGCAUGAGUGAUCGUGACGAACUUUUUUUCUUUGAUAAACGGAUUGGAGGUGGACGUGAAAUUGCUGUUACCGGAGGAGUUUUUUCGCGACGAUAGUGCCAAGAAGCUAGGAGGUGAGAAACCUUGUCUUUCGACGUCCCAAGAUGAAGAUGAAGCCGCGACGACUGGGAAUAAUACCAUCGAAGAGCACGAACCCGAGAUUGAAAAAACCUUGCUCCACAAGUGGCUGGCCUGGCUGGUGCAGAAGGCGGUGGAUGAAGAUAGUGCGGACAAUAUCCUGUGUAAAAAUGUCCCCAUGAUCCCAGAGUUGUCAUGCAGAUUUGCGAUUACAGGAACAUUUGUAAUGCGCAUCGCCAUGAGAGGCAUUUCCAAUCGUGUUUUUGAAUCUGUAAUGCUGUAAACACGGUGAGAUAGUGGCUUUCUCAUGCGGCUUCCCUUGCUAAGCAGACCUACACUUCUGCAGAUGGAAACUUGUCAUGCACAACUCCCAAACCUUGGAGAUUUGUGUUGCAGAUUUACCAAUUUGAGUUUGACUACGGGGUGGGGGCAUUUUUCCUCUCAAGAGAGAAAGUGGGAAAAUGGACGGAUCUGGCGGAAGUGGAGCUUUUAUUUUGCUACCAGUAUGGCUGCUCCUUUGACAAAACGAACAAAAUCGUGGACAAUUUGUCCUUGCUACAGCUACUAAAACUCUUCCCGAAGUGGUUUCAGAUCAGCGAGACAGGACAGGAAUUGCGGUUACUGGAAAAACCGGCGGUAUUCGUUUAAUGGAGUUUUUUCUAAUGGUGAUCGUUUAUUCCAUGCGCAUGUAUAAAUGCACCUUCCAGCAUGCUAGUUUCUAGCACGAUCGCAAAUUAUCCAAAUUCUAAUUGACGACUCGAUUUUCAGGUCGCUCCCACGGUUCUUUCUACCGCCGCGGAACCCGAGCCGGAACUUGUUUCACCGCAUGACAAACCGUCGUCACUCAAGGUCGAUUUGGACCAAACUUUGGGCGACAAUUCCUCCGUGCCCGACCUGUCUUCCUCCGUCAGCAGCAACAAGUUCCGCCCGCCGCCCGGUUUGGAAGCCUUGAGUGCAACAUCCAGUUUGCCGAAGAUCAUUAACUUGGAGAACGAGAAAACUAUUCUUACUGGUUCCAACGAUGAUGAUACAACGAAUUUUGUCGCUACAACUCCCCGCGCAGCUGGUCUCCGCCCGACCUCGCUUUCCCAGGGAACUUCGGGGUUCUUCGGCACUCCGCCGCCGCUAUCACGCAGAAAAAAGCAGGCAGGUCACAUUUGUAAUGCAAAAAAUCUGUAUUGCAUAUCCCAAACAGCAUGCUAUGUGGCCUCCCAUGACAGAUUUUUCUGUGUUUUCUUAUUUUUGCAUUACAAAUCUGACCUGCCUGCUUUUUUCUGUGGGAUAGCCGCCCCCUCCGCUGCCGGAGGACGGAUUUUCUUCGGAUGAGGAGGAGUAUCAAAUGUAAAAAUGUCUGGGUCUGGAAGAUUGCCGGGUUUGUCAUGCACAUUUUGCAUGACUCCUCAAGUCUGUGAUGCAUGCCCUAGCAUCACAGAUUUUUAGAGGGCUUCCUGAUGCCUAUUCCGCAUGACAAAUGCUCUUUCCGUGCUGCAAAAUUCGGACUCUCUUUGCUGCUCAUGCAAUACAGAUUUUUUUAGAAUCCAAAAUCAGCAUGACAAGUUGGAUUCUUCCAGACCCAGACAUUUUUACAUUUGAUAACGAGGAGGAGUUGUCUGCUUCUAAGGGAACGGCAUCGAAUCUGAAUCUGUCGAAUAAGCAGACAUCCCUCAAUGCCGCAGCGGAACCCUUUACCAUGCCACAAGCGCCACAUGCUCAGGCGGGACGUGCAGCGAUGUCGAUGAAAGAAACCGCAUCGCAGGUGGCAGCAGGGUUGAGUUCUUUACCGGAUUUCCACCACCAGCACCACGUGCACCAAUACAACAAUCAUUUUCCCGGCAGUUCCUUCGCCUGUAACAUUGGCACCAUGCCCGGAUCCUCCUUGCUGCACUAUCCGCAAACGCCCGGGCCGCCGCCCCUAGCGGGACCCCUGCCCCAAUUGCCCUACUACCUCAACGCCGGUGCUGGUGCAGCUAACGCGACCACCUCCGGAGGAGAUCAACAGUCCGCGGCACGAAAGCAAGAGCUACAGAUGAAACCUGGUGUAGUCGUGCAGCAGCCAACAUCUACCAGUACUACUUCUACCACUCACGUGCUCGUCGCCACCGAUCCUUCGUUCACCGGGAUGGCUUCGACCUCCGCGGCGGCUGCUGGGAAUUACUCUCCGUCGCAUUUACAGUACCAUGGUCACGUGCAUCCGGCGCCGCAAAUGCAGCUCUUCGGCGGUUCCAUUUUCACGUAUAAUAACUGCAACCAGGGUUCUUCUGUGGUGAGCAAUCCGAAUGUUCUUGUCGGAAAUCCACCGGGGACGAGCGCGUGCGGGAAUGGCACAGCCACGACUGUGCAGAACUUCUUUCAGCAAAACUCCAGCUACGUCAGCAAGAAAUACUAUCCGCAGUCUUUACUACCCGAACAUUUGCAGCAUCAACGACGGGCGAAACAGGAGGCGCGACUGACGCAGGAGGAUUUCGCCAUGCUGGCCGACAUCGAUUCGGAUUCCGAUUUAUCCACUGCAAAUAUGUUGUCUUGGACUGGAAGUAGAAAUAGAAUACAGACGUUUGUCAUGCAGGUUCAUCUGCAUCGCGCAGAAGCAGAACCUACCAGAAGGUACUACGGUAUGCAUAGCAUCACAGGUUCUACCGCGAGAGCGGUGCGAUGCCUGUUCUGCAUAUAGGGAUCCGCCCUCAGUUGUGUGGCCAAAUAAUGCGGGAAGCUUAGGCUGCACUCCUCGCAUGACAGAUUUUAGCGUGACUGGCAGAAAGCAUCACAAGUUUUCAUCUUUGCUUUCCAGAGCCAGACAGACUUGCAACCGAUACGAUUGCAGCUCCGAUGCGGACACCUCGGAUGAGGAGAGUACUUCUACUACUUCGAUGUAGUUUUAAGAUUGUAUGUCGGAUCGUACAAACGACAACUCGCAUGACAUUCACAAGCAGAGUUGCAUAGUUGUGCAUGACAAACUUGAAUAAUACCAAGAUGCCGCCCUGGCGCUCUGUGAGCUGCGGCACCGGGCCACGGUCAACUGCGACUCGUUUUUGAAGCUGUUUCAGAACCACUGCUAUGAAUAGCAAACAUGUCUCGGUCUGGAAAGAACUGUUGAUGCUCGAUUGGGGAUUUGAUUGCAGCAGGUUGUCUGAGUGCAGCGAAGCAUGGUAAGUUUUUGAGACCUCAUCCUGACCCUGAGUGCGCAUGACAAACUGCGUUUUUGCAUGACAAAAAGAAGCUGCUGUGCCGUUGCUGGUGAUUGUCAUGUAGUGCAGAUUGUAGAGAAAUAGAAAAGCAUGAGCAGCAAUACAAGUUGCGUUUUCAUCCCAGACCGUUAAACGUGUUUGCAAUGCAUAACCCCGACCUGAAUGUUUUGAGCUACAAGAAGGAGGGGUUGAUCCAGCAUGCGACGAAGUGGAAAGUGGAGGAAAAAGUGACGGUUUAUAUGCAAGAAAAAAACUGUGUAGGUGAAAGUCUGUGAUGCAGAAAAUGCAAAACAGUUACACUUGUCAUACUGGACAUGCAUCAGAGGCUUUUUCCGUACGUGUUUUCACGUACUAGCCGGGCAUGACAGGCUCUCUCUGUCAUGCAGAGCAAACUUGUGAUGCUCUUCCUCCAAGAACGUUACACUAACACAAUUUUUUCCUCUGAUAGUUUACAUCCCAGAACUACCGGCGGAAGGAUAUGGCGCUCUCAAACGUUACAUCCUCAGCUGUCACAUGAAUUUGUUAUGCAAAACUACCAUCAAGAUCCACACGAGCAAGCCGCUUCGCAUGACAAAUUUGCGAAGGGCUAAACAGCGCCGAAAUCUGUGCGGAAUUUGUAAUGCUAGAGGUGCAACCUUCCCCUUGGACUUUUGCUAUUCUUGCAUUGCAAAUUCGUGUAACAGAUGAGAAUGUAACGUUUGAGAAUGCCAUAAAGGAACCCGCUCCUACAUCUGCUUGCCGAUACUCUGUAUACAACUUGUUUGUUCAUCUCUGAAGAUCAUCUACUUUUCGCUGACCACGUUAAGGAGGAGUAUUGCUGGGUGUCUUGCGGGCGCGCAUGAGAAAGAAGACCUUUGAUUAGAUGAUAUGCACGACAAAUAAGACGAAACACUUUGAGUGAGGUAACAAAUUCCUCCGUUAAGUUACCGGGUAACUUAGCGUCCGGCCGGCCGCCGGACGCUAAGUUACCCGGUUCCCGGGAUCCGGGAUCCGGAGAACGGAGCGGUCCGAUCCGCUGGAACGGGCUGGCGGUUGGGAACCGGGUAACUUAACGGAGGAAUUUGUUACCUCACAAUUUAAUAUCAGAUGAAACCGUCGCCCGAGGAAAGUUGGAAAAGGUGAUCAUGCAGAAGACGCGAUGCGGCAUACAGUCAGUCAAUAUCGAAAAAAAUUGUGUCUAGUGCAGCAAAUGGUAAUGAAAAAUCGCUCUACUUGCAGAAAUAGCGCCAUGUAGCGUGAAAAGUUGGAGCCGAGUGCAUGUACUCGCACCGCAGGUCAAGUUUCCCAGCGCUAGACAGAGGAAUCGUUCUUCUUUUUUCCUGUGUAUUCGUAUUGGAAAAAGGAGGACACUUUAUCUGUCGACGUACACUGACACAUUUUUCGCUGCCAUACUGGAGCACGACGAGAACGGGAUCUAUGUGGAGAUUGAACUGUGCAAGAAUCAGCACGAGGCCUGGGUUUCCUUGCAGCUACACAUCACCUUUGCCCCACCGGAAAGCAGCGCAGCGUACAUGUGAGUAAGCACAGACCCGGCUUUGUUUUCCAACGGCACGUGAAAAACAAAAGGAAAAAGCUACAAGUUUUGGGACUAAUUUUUCAAAAACGUCAACGUGAGAACAUCGGACACACGUGCCAGGAUUUGGAAGUGAUAGUAACCAAUGAGAUCGCUUUGAAGCGAUAUAUUGUAUUCUUGAAUCGUCUAACUCCAGCUAGCAUCCUGAGCAGGUCGUGUGAGUAGCGGUACUAACUCUGAAUGUCACUAGUAUACUUGCCUCUGUCGUGAACGGCUGCGAAAUGAAACUGUAAUGAAAGACCAACAGGUAGAGGUCCGCUCUAUGUUUGCCUCCGAAGAUGAAAUGCAAGAAGAAACAAGAAAUAGAAUACACAAGGACUACUGGACGGCCGCGUAAUAUUGUGUCGAUAAUUCUUGCUACCAAGGACAAAAUCUUCUAGCGAAACUGCGGAGUCCUACACCGACUCUGCUGUUGAUGUAUGCGUAGCAACCUUCCCGCUUGCGACUUAUCAAUUUCAACUCCAGCAGAGCCGGUAACAAUUAAAUCAACAAGGCCACGUCGAUUUUAUUGAGAAUUCGAGGGUUUCCCACUUUUCUCAUCACAAUUUUGAGAAUACAUCAACCCGUAGCCGCAGCAACCAAGAAUGUCUGUAUCGUUCGCGGAGAAAAAGUUGGUGUGCUGGCCGUACUACUUCUAUUUGAUUUUGCCGCUAGGUAGCAUUAGUAGCCGAUAUAGCUAUAGGUUAUUUUCUCUGACCGAUAAGUGUGAUGAGUCCUCUUGUCUUUCUGGAAGAAACAAAAAAGCAAGAGCGAGAGCAACGGAAAGAGUGGUGCACAAU
This is a messenger RNA of Amoebophrya sp. A120, 6410 nucleotides long. The record is from the annotation of a GenBank genome assembly. Lineage: Eukaryota; Dinophyceae; Syndiniales; Amoebophryaceae.